Messenger RNA from Opisthorchis viverrini, 6216 nucleotides. RefSeq lists its product as hypothetical. Gene Ontology annotation, molecular function: ATP hydrolysis activity; ATP binding; nucleic acid binding. Gene Ontology annotation, cellular component: nucleus. The transcript is spliced from 15 exons. The coding region runs from base 86 to 6010 and encodes 1974 amino acids. The record is from RefSeq and is a predicted model, not a curated record. NCBI's taxonomy places the organism in Eukaryota, Metazoa, Platyhelminthes, Trematoda, Opisthorchiida, Opisthorchiidae.
CGAACAGGACGAAGAUGACGUCUAUGGCGAAGUGAAGGAAGAUGACGAGGAAGACGAGGCAGAAGGCGAGGAAGCUGUCGUGGAGAUGACUCUUCAGUCGCGUUCGGCGGACCAGAAUAAGGCACUGAGACACACAACAGAACACUUGUGUCCCCGAGAUAUCGAUGCAUUCUGGCUACAGCGCAACUUGGCAAAACAGUGCAAGGAUCCAGUUCUUGCACAGAGCAAGGCACGCGAAUGUCUGGAAAUUCUUCAAUCAGCUAAUGACGAUCGGGAUUUGGAAAAUCGUCUGGUACGAACAGUUGGUUAUGGUCAGUUUGACUUCGUCAAGUUGCUUCGCGUGAAUCGAAUGAUGGUCUUGUACUGCACACUGUUAGCUCAAGCUCAAUCACCUCAAGAGCGCAGUCAACUAGAGAUAAAGAUGCGUUCCGAUCCUCAGCUUUCUGGGAUAUUGCAUGAAUUGCGUGAGACGGAAGGCUCGACGGAUGUGGUUGCCGAAGAACGCCAGCGGAAAUCCAUACAACGUGUUACGCGCCUCCAGGCGGAUGUCGAACAGGAGAGUAUGGAAUCUGAUGGUCUCCAAAUGGUCGAUGAUGGAACAAUCGGGAUUGCAAAUCUGGUCGAUUUGGAGAGCUUAGCAUUCAGUCAAGGCGGACAUUUGAUGGCCAACAAACGGUGCCAACUACCGGAUGGGUCUUUCCGUGAGCAAAAGAAGUGCUACGAGGAAGUGCAUGUCCCGGCCUUGCGCCCGAGAUCUUUAGAGCAGGGCGAAACCUUGGUAAAAAUAGAAAAGUUACCAGCAUAUGCGCAUGCUGCGUUUGAAGGCUGCAAAACAUUGAAUUUAAUCCAAAGUCGUCUGUGUCAUGCUGCACUGGAGACGGAUGAGAACCUGCUUCUGUGCGCACCUACAGGUGCUGGGAAAACCAAUGUUGCUCUACUGUGCAUUAUGCACGAAUUGGGGAAAUUUAUCAACCCAGAUGGCACUAUCAACAAAGAUGAGUUCAAGGUUAUUUAUAUCGCACCAAUGCGUUCGCUUGUCCAAGAAGUCGUGGGUAACUUUAAUAAACUUCUGAGCAGCUAUGGUAUCAAGGUUGACGAGCUGACUGGUGAUCACCAACUGACUCGUGAGCAGAUCUACGAGACUCAGGUGAUUGUUUGUACUCCAGAAAAGUGGGAUGUUGUCACCAGACGUGGUGGUGAUGAACGUGCCUACAUCAACUUAGUCCGUCUAAUCAUUUUUGACGAAAUCCACUUACUUCAUGAUGAUCGAGGACCCAUCUUGGAAGCCAUCGUCGCUCGAACCCUUCGAGCUGUCGAGGCGACUGCAGCUAUCGGCGAUGGAUCAAGUGAACUGGGUGGUGGCGGUGGAGGCGUCCGUCUUGUUGGCUUAAGCGCUACGUUGCCCAACUACGAGGAUGUGGCCACCUUCCUUCGGGUAGAACGUUCGAAAGGACUGUUCUAUUUUGACAACAGCUAUCGCCCUGUCCCUUUGGAACAGCAGUACAUUGGGAUCACAGAAAAGAAAGCUGUGAAACGCUACCAAACCAUGAAUGACAUUGUCUACAACAAGGUGAUGGAAAACGCAGGUCGAAACCAAAUCCUCAUUUUUGUGCACAGUCGGAAAGAGACUGGAAAAACAGCACGACAAUUACGAGAUACGUGUCUUGAAAAAGACACUCUGGGUAUAUUCAUGAAGGACAAAAAUGCGUCGGCGGUCGUUCUUCGUCAAGAAGCCGAACAAGUGAAAAAUAGUGAACUGAAAGACCUUUUGCCCUAUGGAUUUGGGAUUCACCACGCAGGAAUGAGCCGUGUGGAUCGUACUCUUGUUGAAGAUUUGUUCGCUGAUCGUCACAUUCAAGUUUUGGUCUCCACUGCUACCCUUGCUUGGGGCGUUAAUUUGCCAGCCCACACCGUAAUUAUCAAGGGGACUCAGAUUUACAGCCCAGAAAAAGGUCGCUGGACUGAAUUAGGUGCCUUAGAUGUUAUGCAGAUGCUUGGACGUGCUGGUCGACCACAAUAUGAUACAAAAGGUCAAGGGAUUUUGAUAACUAACCACACCGAACUUCAGUACUACCUCAGCUUGAUGAACCAGCAACUGCCCAUAGAAAGUCAGUUGGUUUCCCGUUUAGCUGACUUGCUGAAUGCCGAAGUUGUUCUUGGCACUGUUUCCAGUAUUCGUGAGGCUGUCACAUGGCUGGGGUACACCUACUUAUAUAUCCGCAUGUUAAGGAACCCAAGUCUGUACGGUGUGCCUGAGGGAAGCGAAAAAUCUGAUCCUUGGUUAGAACAGUAUCGACGAGACAUCAUUCAUACAGCCGCAGUGGAACUGGACCGUUGUCAACUGAUCCGAUACGAUCGAAGGACUGGCAGCCUCCAAUCCACAGAACUUGGACGAAUCGCUUCUCACUAUUACUUGACUCACUCGACCGUCUUGUCUUACAAUAAGCUUUUACGCCCCGGAUUGGGUGAAAUUGAAUUGUUCCGUGUAUUUGCUGCCAGUUCUGAAUUCAAACAUAUGAUGGUUCGGCAAGAAGAACGGUUUGAAUUAGCCAAAUUGCUUGAACGCGUACCGAUUCCAGUGAAAGAAUCAGCAGAAGAGCCGUCAGCCAAAGUCAACUGUCUUCUGCAGGCCUACAUUUCUGGCCUGAAGUUAGAGGGAUUUUCGUUGGCAUCCGAUAUGGUGUACAUCACCCAAUCAGCUGUUCGACUGAUUCGGGCUAUUUUCGAAAUAGUGCUCCAUCGUGGUUGGGCUGAACUCGCCGACAAUGCGUUGACUUUAGCCAAAAUGAUUGAGCGUCGUAUGUGGGAAUCCAUGUGCCCGUUAAGGCAGUUCAAGAAAUUACCAGAGGAAGUGAUUCGUAAGCUAGAAAAGAAAUCCAUCCCAUUCGAUCGUCUCUACGACAUGAAUCACCAUGAGUUGGGAGAGUUAGUUCGAACCCCCAAGCUGGGCAAACCGCUACACAAAUACCUACACCAGUUGCCUCGUCUGGAAAUGAGUGUGCAUGUUCAGCCAAUUACCAGGGCGGCUCUGCGCGUCGAAUUGACCUUGACUCCUGAUUUCAGUUGGGACGAGAAAACACAUUCAACUAAUCAAGCAUUCUGGAUCUUUGUGGAAGAUGUCGACGGCAGUACUAUCCUACACCACGAGUUCUUCGUGCUGAAGCAACGAUAUGCAACGGAGGAACACGUGCUUCGUUUUGUAGUCCCUAUAUUCGAUCCACUACCGCCACAUUACUACAUUACAGCUGUAUCGGAUCGAUGGAUUGGUGGUGAAGUUACCCUCCCUGUUUCGUUUAGACACUUGAUUUUGCCGGAGAAGACUGUCCCUCCGACUGAAUUACUGGAUUUGCAACCUCUACCGGUUACUGCACUGCGAAACAAAGAAUUUGAAGCACUGUACGCGGAUCGUGUUCGCGUAUUCAAUCCCAUUCAAACUCAAGUUUUCAACUCGCUGUACAAUUCUGAUGAGAACGUAAUUAUUGCCGCUCCGACUGGCACUGGAAAGACCGUGUGUGCGGAACUAGCUAUUUUCCGUCUAAUCACUACCACGGCUGCAUCAGGACCUUCGGAAGCGGGUAGUGGUUGUCAGGCAUCUGGUUCGGGUAUUUUUCGUUGCGUUUAUGUCGUACCACAUGCUGAACAAGUGGAACAACGCUACAUGGACUGGUCUAGUCGAUUCGGUGAGAAACUUGGGAAGCGUGUCGUUCGGCUUACUGGUGAAACUUCAGUGGAUUUGAAAUUGCUGGCUCGUGGUCAGAUUAUCGUUACUUCUCCAGAACACUGGGAUGUUCUAUCCAGACGUUGGAAGCAGCGCAAGAACGUGCAAAAUGUUAACCUCUUCAUCGUCGACAAUUUGCACUUAGUGGGCUCAGAAUGCGGUCCUGUGUUAGAAGUAGUGUGUUCACGAAUGCGCUAUAUCAGCAGUCAAUUAGACAAUCCUAUCCGUAUUGUAGGCCUGUCUCACAGUUUGUUGAAUGGCCGCGAUAUUGCCAGCUGGCUUGGUUGUUCAUCCGGAGCCACUUACAACUUCCCCUCGGCCACCAGAUCCGUACCGUUGGAGUUGAACAUCGUACCUUUCAAUAUUCCUCAUCAGGCAUCGCGUUUGCUCGCUAUGACCAAACCAGUAUUUCAGUUGAUGACACGCCUUGCCGUAACUCCAAGUCCAUCUGGAAGUCUUCAACCCCUUCAGCGGAAGCCAACCCUUAUUUACGUUCCAACGAGAAGACAGGCACAGCGCACGGCAUUGGAUUUGAUUACCAUGUUCGCAGCAGCCAGUUCAUCAUCCGGAGCAACAUCAAAGUUCGUGCCGAUAUCUGGCCAUUUAGAAGAAGCGUUAUCACGAGCUGCGGAUCAACUGGCGGAUCAUGCAUUGGCAGAAGUCGUUCGACAUGGUGGAGGUAUAGCUUACCUACAUGAGGCUGUUUCCAAACCCGAUCGACGUCUGGUCGAAGUAUUAUUCGCCGCCGGAGCCUUGCACACUGUCCUGGUAUCACGCGCCCUGACAUGGUCAUCGGCGUCGACCAGCCCCCUGCAGGCUUAUUUAGUUAUCAUAAUGGAUACGCAAGACUAUAAUGGCAAGAUUCACGCUUAUGAGGACUACCCCGUCGCUGACCUGUUGGAAAUGUUGGGUCAUGCUAACAGACCCAAUGUGGACUCGGAUGCCAAGGCUGUUGUACUGUGCCAAUCUGGAAAGCGCGAUUUCCUCAAAAAAUUCCUUCACGAUCCUCUACCGGUGGAAUCGCACUUGGACCAUGCACUUCAUGACCACUUCAACGCUGAAAUUGUGACGAAAACCAUCGAAAACAAGCAGGAUGCGGUGGACUAUUUGACUUGGACGUUCCUGUACCAAAGAAUGACACAGAAUCCAAAUUACUAUAACCUACAGGGAGUCACACAUCGUCAUCUCAGCGACCAUUUGAGCGAACUGGUCGAAACCACCCUGGCGGAUUUGGAACAUUCGAAAUGUAUCUCGAUCGACGAUGGAAUGGACUUGUGCCCACUCAAUUUGGGCAUGAUUUCUGCAUACUACUAUAUUCAGUACAAUACCAUCGAGCUCUUCAGCUUAUCUCUAACUGGGAAAAUGAAAAUUCGUGGUUUACUAGACGUGAUCAGCAAUGCGUCAGAAUUCGAUAGUCUGCUGCCAGUGCGCCACCACGAGGAUGCUCUGUUGAGACAGCUCUCCACCAAGGUCCCACAAAAACUAGCUCCUAAAGCCAAGUUCUCCAGCCCUCAUGUCAAGGCGAACUUGUUACUCCAGGCGCAUUUGUCACGUUUACAAUUACCGAUUGAGAUGCAGUCGGACACUGAUCGACUUCUUGGUUGUACGGUCCGUUUGAUUCAGGCCUGUGUAGAUGUCCUGUCGAGUAAUAGUUGGCUUGGACCUGCUCUGGCCGCCAUGGAAUUGUCUCAAAUGGUCACUCAGGCUGUGUGGCACAAGGACUCAUAUCUUCGUCAAAUACCGCAUUUCACAGCCGAACGUAUUGCUAGGUGUCGCGAGUCGAAAAUCGAGACGGUCUUCGACUUGAUAGAGAUGGAGGAUGAUGCGCGCAAUAAACUUCUGUCGGAUCUCACUCCGGCACAGCUGGCUGAUGUUGCCAGGUUUUGCAAUCGGUAUCCCAACAUCGAAAUAAAUUACGACGUCGUGAACUUCACAGGGAUAAAUCUUAGCAAAACAUCAGUGAGAGCUGGUGAGACCCUGACUGUGAACGUUUCGCUUGAACGAGAGGAGGAUAAUGUUGGUCCCGUUGUCGCGCCAUUUUUCUCUCAGCCUCGUGAGGAAGGCUGGUGGUUGGUGAUUGGGGAGCAGAGGACAAAUUCGCUUGUUGCAAUCAAGCGAUUGUUUGUUUCGCAGUCAAUGAAGAUCCGGUUGGAUUUGACUGCUCCAACCCAUUCUGGACGGCACGAGUUCACCCUAUUCUUCAUGUGCGAUGCGUAUAUGGGUUGUGAUCAAGAGUACAAAUUCACCAUCGAUGUGCGCGAAGGAGCGAGUGGUCGUUCUCAUGCCGACUGAAUGUUUUCAGGCUGUUUUGCCGCUUUACCAGCCCUUAAUACAUCCAAGACUUGUGCCCUUUUCAGCCUGUUGUACAUUUGCUCUGUAUGAUAAAGAACUUCCAUUCUCACCUCUUGGGAACACAUUUCAAGUUCACCCUGGUUUGUUCGCUUCUGCAGUGUCGUCCCGCGCUGCCACAUUAAUGGCGGUCUUCCCCUUUAUAUCAC